CUCCCCUCUCCUUCUUUCAUCAUCAAGAAUCAUUCUCGUUUAAGAAUAAUCAUCAAUUCAAAUCCAUACAUAUCAACAAAAAUGGCAUACAGUUAUCACCAGGUUCCCUUUUGGGACUUCUUCAAUCCCCUCAAUCAUAAUGGAGCCGGUGUGGAUCAUCCCGCCGCAGGCUUCCCUUUCUCCGGUCCUUUCACCCCGGCCGGCAUCCCUGGUUUUGGGGGCUUCGCAGAUGAUCUCUUCACUGCCCGUCACGGUCGUCGCGCACGUCGUGGACGGCCCAGCCAGCGACGAGGAGCCUCUCGCGAACGCACCCCCGAAGCUUCACGAUCUGGAUCUCCCAACCCAGAGGAGCCUGAAGACGAAGCUAGAGACCCAUCUCCACGCAGACACAACCGCCAUGGCCCACAUCACGGAGGUCGAGGAGGCUGGCACGGACAUGGCCGAGGAGCCCACCGGGGUGCUCACCCAUAUGGUGGCCCAGGCGCUUUCGACCUGAGUGCACUCUUCGAAGCACUCUCCGGACACCCUAUCGCACAGGCGUUCCGCACCUUCGCCGAACAAGCUGCUCAACAGUCGGGUACAACGGCCGCCCCUACGACUAAUGACGAUGGGAAUACCUUCAUGCCACCCGUUGAUAUCUUCUCCACCGAUAGAGAAUAUGUCUUGCACGUAUCCCUGCCGGGCGCAAAGAAGGAAGAUGUCGGUGUGAACUUCGAUCCCGAAAAGGGCGACCUAAACAUUGCCGGCAUGGUAUAUAGACCAGGUGAUGAGCAGUUCUUGGAGAGCCUUACACAGAGUGAGAGGAAGGUUGGCAUGUUCGAACGCACGGUUAAGAUCCCGCCUGUCGGCGAGGAGAAGGUGGAGGUGGACGGCGAUGCAAUCACUGCAAAGAUGGAAGAUGGUCUUCUGGUUGUCACUAUCCCGAAGGUCGACAAGGAGUGGACUGAGGUCAAGAGAGUUGAUAUUGAAUAGUUGACGUUUUAAGCUCGCGGUUGGGUUGGCAAUGGGUUUC
Amorphotheca resinae ATCC 22711 is the source of this 1012-nucleotide messenger RNA. RefSeq lists its product as hypothetical. The transcript has a single exon. Gene Ontology annotation, biological process: response to salt stress; response to hydrogen peroxide; protein folding. The record is from RefSeq and is a predicted model, not a curated record. Lineage: Eukaryota; Fungi; Ascomycota; Leotiomycetes; Helotiales; Amorphothecaceae. The annotation marks the transcript as partial.